AUCUAUCAGGGGACUGUGGAGUGAAGAAAACUCGCAGUUGGGCAGAGUAGCACUUUGGGAAAAUGGAAGAGUGUGUUUGGAGACGCCUAAAGUUGUCUGUCAAGCUCUGGCCUCUGGGGCACGCGAUGCUCCACGGCCGCCCGACUCGAAGCUGCCGGGGCCUCCCUGCCACCCGCCAGGAAAUGAUGCAAGUCUGGAUUGUCACCUGGAUCCCCGACUAGAAUCCGGCUGGACUGGGGGAGGGGCGAGAAAGGACACUCCAGGUGUUGCUCCGCCACCAAAUUCAAGCAAAAGGAAAGCGGGAAGAUGGGGCAGUUGCACAGACCAAAUACUUUAGUGCGUCUGUCUCUCUGUCUCUCUUCAGGCAUGGUUUUUGGUUUGGGGGGUAUUUUUUUCUUUUCUUUUCUUUUAAUGCCAAGCGUCACGACGCUAGGAAUUCCCAUUUGAGCUCAAUUUGCUCGCACCAUCUCAGUGCCCAUGUAUCUGUUGCCAUCUAUCAAGGCCUAAGGGCUGAAAGUGUCACUGAACUGCAAAGAGGAAACUUUCCCAGCAGGAUGCGAACCAGGGAACUGGGGACGCUGUCCCAGCGCAGAGCGGCCCCUCUUGCCCUUUCCUUAGUUGCAAUCAGAACUGGAAUCCGCUUUGGGUUUUUGUUUUACGUUGUUUUUUUUUUUUUAAAGCCCAUUCGGCCAUUGCCCUGGAGCACCCGCACACGCGCACGCAUCUCUGGCCGCGCUCACUCACACGCACGCAAACGCGUGGCCGCCGCCAGGUCGACAACUUUGUGGGGCGCUCCCAGCGGCGCCCGGCUUCCUCCCGUAGUAGUUGGCCCAGGCCCCGCCUCCCGGUUGUUUUGUCAAACGGGCCGGGGUCUCGGAUUGGUCCAGCCUCCGGGACAACACCUGCUCGACUCCUUCAUUCAAGUGACACCAGAGCUUCCAGGGAUAUUUGAGGCACCAUCCCUGCCAUCGCCGGGCACUCGCGGCGCUGCUAACGGCCUGGUCACAUGCUCUCCAGAGAGCUACGGGAGGGCGCUGGGUAACCUCUACCCGAGCGGCGGCCGCGAGGAGGAGGGAAAAGGCAAGCGAGGAGGAAGAGUGGGAGGAGGCGGGGAAGCUGCGGAGGAGGAAGAGGAGGAGGAGGGGAGCACAAAGAAUCCAGGUCUCCCGGCGGGAGGUGGAUACCCAGAACCAUGUGUGCUGAGCGGCUGGGCCAGUUCGUGACCCUGGCUUUGGUGUUGGCCACCUUGGACCCGGCGCGAGCGACCGACGCCACGAACCCUCCGGAAGGUCCCCAAGACAGGGGCUCCCAGCAGAAAGGCCGCCUGUCCCUGCAGAACACAGCGGAGAUCCAGCACUGUUUGGUGAACGCCGGCGAUGUGGGGUGUGGCGUUUUUGAAUGUUUUGAGAACAACUCUUGUGAGAUUCGGGGCUUACAUGGGAUUUGCAUGACUUUCCUGCACAACGCUGGAAAAUUUGAUGCCCAGGGCAAAUCAUUCAUCAAGGAUGCCUUGAGGUGCAAGGCCCAUGCCCUGAGGCACAGAUUUGGCUGCAUAAGCAGGAAGUGCCCAGCUAUUAAGGAAAUGGUGUUCCAGCUGCAGCGGGAGUGUUACCUCAAGCAUGAUUUGUGCUCAGCUGCCCAGGAGAACAUCGGAGUGAUAGUGGAGAUGAUUCAUUUCAAGGACCUACUGCUGCAUGAACCCUAUGUGGACCUCGUGAAUCUGCUGCUGACCUGUGGGGAGGAAGUGAAGGAAGCUGUCACCCGCAGCGUGCUGGCUCAGUGUGAGCAGAACUGGGGUGGCCUGUGCUCCAUCUUGAGUUUCUGCACCUCCAACAUCCAGAGGCCUCCCACUGCACCCCCCGAGCACCAGCCCCUGGAGGAUAGGGCCCAACCCUCCAGGCCUCACCACCGGGACUCGGACCACCGUCUCACAGAGGCAAGCAGCAGAGAGGUCAGCAGAGGUGCCAAGGAUGAGCGAGGGAGCAAAAGUCACCCAAAUGCCCAUGCCUGGGGCAAAGCAGGUGGCCAGGGCGCUCAGGGACCUUCUGGAAGCAGCGAGUGGGAAGAUGAACAAUCUGAGUAUUCCGAUAUCCGAAGGUGAAAUGAAAGCCCGGCCAUGAAAUCUUUCCUCCAGGCCGUCCAUUUUCUUAUCUAUGGACAUUCCAAAACAUUUACAUUGAAAAGAGGGGGGAUGUCACACGCAGGAUUUUGUGGGAAUUGUGGACUUGGUGCAGGUGUAUGAAGAGAUGAGAUGGAGACUCCGGGGCAGUGGGGUCUCAGGUGUGGGUGCCUGGGUAGACUGGCACCUACGUAUGCAUAUUCAAGGGAGUGUUACCUUGAGCCUUGUUACUUUGUCUCUUUCAGUCUGUAGAGCCAGCAGGUCAGCAGGUGGUGUCUACAGUGUGCUCUGUUGCAGGGGGGAGGUUAGUCUGGGAGGGGAGGGGCCACACAUAGGUGCUAGGCCCCUCCCCACAGCUUCCAGCACUGUGCAGAAGGCAGGGCAGCUGGGUUCCAGGGCAGAAGUGAAAAAUGUGACUGGCAAGGGAGAGAAGAACAGAGAGGAGACAGGGCCUCAGCCACGCUCAGUGCCAAACUGAAGUUCAGUGUCAUGCGUGGGACCUUGCAAUUCAGAGCUCCUGGAGGGGACACAGGGUAAUGUGUUUUCUGUGUGUCAUUUCUGAGCCGUCCUUCCAUCUGGGGGAUGCUGUCUGAAGGAGAGGCCCGUGUGUGUUUACUUCAACCACUGCUUCCACUCUCAGUUGCACUUUCUCUCUAUUUAUCUCUCUUAUUUAUCCAAUUACAUCUAUAUAUCUGUCAUCUAAAUAAAUGCCUUUCAAACCAAACAACUGGGUCACAAAAACCAGCUCAAACAGGGAAGAAAAUCAAUCCCAGCCCAUCUUUGGAGGAUAAAUUUUUAUAAGUACUAUUUUAAAAGGACUCAAACAGCACAGUGCCCACACGGGCUCCUACCUCCUAACCCCAGGACAGACCUUAUACCUAAAGGAAGAACACACAGAAGGAGUCCAUUUGACAACUUCCCCCUAGAAUGUUGCUAUCUGACCUUGCCCUCAGCCAACAUCCAUGAACCUGUACCAGCGAAUUUGUGUGGCAACAUUGGAAACCCGCCUCUGUGAGCCAGAAAGAGGGAAAAAGAGGAGACCAGAGACCACUAAGGAAAUUGCCUUUAAGAAAUGCCACCCUCCUCAUACAUGGAGGGAUCACUGGAAAUCUCUAAGAAACAGGGCUUUCCACACCCAGACUAGAAAUUUAGCAAUGAAGAGAGAAAUCAAUGGACAAGAGAAAGGCUGAAAGAGAGGGAUGCAGCAGAGGGACAGGGCUGUACCAGGAACUCCAUAGAAGUAGGUUUUCUGCAGUUACUUAAAAUUAGCAUAGUUUAUCCUCCUGCAGCCAGUACUCACACAGGAGCUGGUGCUGUAGGUGAGGGAGGUGUCCUGGGCUGGAUCUCUCUAGAGCAAGGCUCAGCAAACUCUUUCUGUGAAGGGCCAGAUAGUAACUGCGGAUCUUUAGUUUGAGUUGUCCGGCUCUGCAGUUGCAACACGUAAGCAUUCCAGCCAUGUAAAUGAAAGUGACUCUGUUCCACUAAGAUUUUCUUUAACAGGCACCCAGCUGGAUUUGGCUUACAGGCCAUGUACAGCAUGUUGUUCCCUGGACUAGGGAGCAAGCCAAAAAGCACACAUUCUGCCUUAUCCAACUACCCUCAAAGACCCCUGAGGCCAAAGACAGCCAAAUUCUCUACACUUAAAUGAUCUGUUCUAGGGAACACCCUCACCCCAAACUCAGCUGGUAUUUCUAUGUCCAGGAUUCAGUCUCAAUCUUUCAGCACCCCCUGCUUGAAAAUAAAAAUUCAUAUGAGGGGAGGGGGGCAGGUCAAUGAUGUGCUAGAAAACCCCCAGAAAGAUCUAGAGCUACAGAGACGUUUGGGAAGUUAAUGCAGUUCUGCCCUGAAGGGAGAAGGCCAAGCAUGUGAGGCCUGCCAUGUGCCACGCACCUUGACCGUUUCUCCCUGUGUCCCUCAAAAGCUAAAGCAAUAGUGUUCUCUGUUUCUGCCUCAGCUGCUCAUUUUUCCCCAGUGCCUGGGACUGGGUCUGUCAGUGUCUUGUGUGUUCACCUACUGAUGUUCUGUUUGUUGCUUCUCUUGUAAAUAUUUGUCAUUUGUAUUUAUUAUCUUAGUGUUUUCCCCUCAAAGACAUAAAAUUGCUUCCUGUGUUCUCUGUUAUGACUUUCUCAUGUUGCUGGGUUUGGGGGGUUUUUUCCCCCUUCUCUGAACUCAGAAACAUCACUUUUAUGGUUCUUGUGAGAUUGGGGAGGUAUACAGUGUGUAUUUAUUUCUUGGGUCCUUUUCCUCAAAACUUUCCAAAUUCCUGUAAACAAGACAGAAGCACUUGCACAGUCUAAAACGUAAGCAGAGUAGUUGUUACAAACAGCCCUUCCUUGUCCUUCAUACUUCGUACAGAUUUACCCAGGAGCCUUCCUUUGAGGAAGGAUGUGGAUCCCCAAAUAAAGAUGCAGUGUUUAUUUUGAGCUUCGCAUCUUAACAAGAUGAUCUGAACACCUCUCCUUUGUAUCAGUAAAUAGCCCUGUUACUCUAAAAUGAGAGGAGGGAGGGCAACAAAACGCUGACAACCCAAAACUAACCAACUAGAAAACACCAACUGCAGUCAGGCAUACUUCACACACACACACACACACACACACACACACACACACACAAGUUUAAACUCUAAACCUAGUAAGUGGCGUCUCUAGAACAGUAUGAAACAAUGCUCUCAGUGGCCAUUUCCUAAGGAAGAACAGCCCGGUUGAUCUCAGAGUUGCACCACGUGGGCUUGCUAAGUCUGUUUCUGUGACAGAAUUAGGCAACAGGGCCUGUCUGUUGUCACACUGCAUUGUUUUCCUUCAAGCAUUAAUAAAGUUUUUAAA
Molecule: messenger RNA, 4941 nt
Organism: Nannospalax galili (Upper Galilee mountains blind mole rat)
Lineage: Eukaryota; Metazoa; Chordata; Mammalia; Rodentia; Spalacidae
Gene: Stc2
Product: stanniocalcin 2
Exons: 4
Coding region: 1193-2101 (302 amino acids)
Biological process (GO): intracellular calcium ion homeostasis
Cellular component (GO): extracellular region
Molecular function (GO): hormone activity
Source: RefSeq, a predicted model, not a curated record